UCCUGUUGAUCUGUUUAAAGGUAAAAAGUUAUUAAAUGCGUAUUUAGAUCAACGCGAUUUCUUAAGUAGUUUGAUACACAGCAUAUUAAAUCUGAGUGAUUCAAAUACUGUGGACAGCUACAUUAGUGAGUAUAAGAAAGAAAUGAAGAAAGAACAAGAGUUAAAUCAACCAAGUCACUUAGAUGACGAGAAUUUGUCUCGUAACAUUUCGAACUUGUUUGGCGCCGGUACGGAGACCACCAGCUCCACAAUCUUGUGGUUUAUGCUGUACAUGCUAAAUUUCCCAGAAGUCCAAAAUAAAACUUAUAAUGAGAUAGUUGCACAGAUUGGAACAGAGCGUGCUCCAAGCAUUGCAGACAAGCCUAGAUUGAAAUACUUCACAGCUGUUAUCAUGGAAGUUCAAAGAAAGGCCAGCAUUUUGCCAAUAACUAUUCCAUACUUCUGCAGCACAGACACAACUCUCGCAGGUUACACUAUUCCCAAAAACACAGUUGUUAUGCCCAACCUGGACGCAGUACUUAGAAGCAAAGAAAUCUGGGGAGAUCCUGAAAAUUUUCGGCCCGAAAGAUUUCUUGAUGAACAAGGAAACGUGGUCAAGAGUGAAGAACUAAUCCCUUUCUCUGUUGGGAGACGUGUUUGUCUCGGAGAAUCCUUGGCCAAAAUGGAACUCUUUUUAUAUUUAUCAAAUUUAAUUCAAACGUUCCAAUUUCUUCCUGCGAGACCUGAUAAGAUUCCACCUCUCAAAGAUACUUGGGGAUUGGCUGCUACUCCUGAACCUUUUGAAAUCAAAUGUGUGAAAAGAAAUGCAUAAACUGGUGUCGAUCUACCAUGUUCUCUAACAUGAGGAUCCGCUGUACAAGAGUAGUACAUUUCUAUAAAUUUAAUUUUUUUAACUUAAAUCGUUAAAAAAAAAAGACCAACACACAAAAUGUAUACAAACAUAAGCAAACAAAAGCUAAAUCCCUCUCCAGAUUUUCUCUUUUUAAUUACUUUAAAAUGAGUGAACGGUCUUUGUGCGAUACUAUAUAAGAGACGUGAAACUAUCUAUUAGGGUCAUUGUUCAGUAGAUUCCCCAUGUAUCUUUAUUCUGUGAAGGAUAGUUAUUAAUCAACAGUAUCUUCGCUGUGCUUUAUUUAUUUAAAGAUAAUGCUAUAUAUUAAUCUAGUUAUUAUUCUAUUUGUACAAAUGUUUUUAUGAAAUUAUGUGACUUUGUUCACCGCUGGAUUAUUUGUUUUAAUUAAACUGAGUUUGAAAGCAUUAAACUCAAGGAAAAUAUUUUCUAUACUUUUAUACUUUGUUUCCUCGGUGAGUUUAAAUAGAGGCAUAGAGGCACCUAGUAAUCGUUAUUAAAAAAAUAGUAAUCAGCUUUUUAAUUAGGAAUAGUCUUUUUUUUUAAUCUUUUUUGUUUAAAAUCAAGUUUUCUCUCAAACAAUUGUGUAGUCUUCUGAAAAACAUCUCCUUUCAUUCUGUUCAGUCUCUAAUUAAAAUGAGCAUACGAUUAAUAGAAGUUGAAAUUAGCUGGAGGAAUACUUUUUAAAAUAAGAUGUGUAAUUUAUAAGUUCUGUAACAAAAAAAAAAGUAACUAGCCAAAAUUGUUUCUAGUGAAAUUAUCAUCUUAUCAUGCACGUAAAAGCUGCCAUGGAAAAACAAAUAUUUAUCUUAUUUUAUUUGUAUUAAAUGUUCAGACGAAUCACGAUCAGAUGCGGACUGGGUGUCAAAAUCGGCUCGAACAUUUCUAUACAAUGCGGCGCAUAAAUUGUAUGCCAUAUGAUGGGCCUCCAAUCUUAUCAGUACUCAAAAGCAUUAUGUAAGGUUAAUACUGUAUAGAAAGUAUUUUGCUAUAUGAAUAAUUUAUUAGGUGAUUUUGAAACGAUCUAUAGAGAUUAUUAAUAUAUUAAUAAAGUAUAACACUUGGAAUGGUAAAUCUCUUAUUGUGAACAAAUAUCUGCUACCAUAUACCAUAUACAUGAUGAUCGACAUCAAGCAAUACAUCUGCCUUUGUCUUGAUUUAUGCUAAGGAUGGCUUCUAAUUGGGAAGAGUGAAGAGUGUUUGUUACUAUUAAUAGUGGAUAGUUUGUAAAAAUGGUGUAUUUUUAUGAAAAAACUGCUUGCAUAAUUGAUUUUAAAAAUUAGAUUUUUUUGCUUUCAGAAAAGAAAAAGUAGCCGUUUCAUCAGAACUUUGAAUGGUAUAAAAUAUUAUGAUGUCGAAUUUUAACUACCUUUUUUCUAGUUUACGAGAUCAAAAUGGGACGGAUGGACGGACAGACAUUUCGCACAAAACUAAUAGCCGAAUGCCUAUAUAGCCAGUCCGCCCCUGAUCACAAUCAAUAUAAGUAAUAUAAGUUGUAUGAACCAAUAUAAGGCUAAAGUUGCAUGUUUUAUAUAUGGAAGGAAAUAAGAGAUCCGAAUAAUGUCCUUAUGUUAUCAACUAUAAGUACACGAUGUCACGACUUGUACUGGAGAGCCAUGUUAUGGUACAUGAUCUGCGAGUUCGAAGGUGCCU
Molecule: messenger RNA, 2503 nt
Organism: Biomphalaria glabrata
Lineage: Eukaryota; Metazoa; Mollusca; Gastropoda; Planorbidae
Product: cytochrome P450 2U1-like
Exons: 1
Coding region: 143-811 (222 amino acids)
Biological process (GO): xenobiotic metabolic process
Cellular component (GO): intracellular membrane-bounded organelle; cytoplasm
Molecular function (GO): heme binding; iron ion binding; oxidoreductase activity, acting on paired donors, with incorporation or reduction of molecular oxygen, reduced flavin or flavoprotein as one donor, and incorporation of one atom of oxygen
Source: RefSeq, a predicted model, not a curated record